Messenger RNA from Salmo salar (Atlantic salmon), 4415 nucleotides. Its product is annotated as palmitoleoyl-protein carboxylesterase notum1a-like. Gene Ontology annotation, molecular function: palmitoleyl hydrolase activity. The record is from RefSeq and is a predicted model, not a curated record. Gene Ontology annotation, biological process: protein depalmitoleylation; negative regulation of canonical Wnt signaling pathway. NCBI's taxonomy places the organism in Eukaryota, Metazoa, Chordata, Actinopteri, Salmoniformes, Salmonidae.
UGUGUGUGAAACUCACGCCCCUCAAAGCACCAGCCCACGAUAACGAUUGGUUUGGGGGAAAGAAAAGGGGGAAACGUUUGAAUAAAACCCCUCUGGUGCCUGCCUGGUAGUAUGAAUGUAACUUCGACCAGGACAGCAGCAGCAAGUGAUGCCGUCUGUCUUAUCAGCGCUGAGGAAAACCGUUGAAAACCGCUGGAUAUCUCAAUAAAUUGAAGGGGGACGCAAACACUUUUUGGUGAAUCACUAAAAUGAGCUUGAUUUGUAUUUUUAUCCGCAUUUUUACAUGAUACGAGUGACUUCAAAGUUGUUUUCUUUUUAAUAUAGCCUAUAUUUUUAUUUGAAUUCCAUCGUUUUUUUUACCUUAAUGGAUGGGAUUGAAGGCGAAUGGCGCACCACACUGAAAUGAUUGAAAUGUUUUACGCGUUCUAGCUUGGAUGCAUUUUGGAGUAGUCUGACAGCUCGCACUAAGCUCUGGAACCUUGGGAACACCUGGUUAUUCUGUCCAUAACACACUGAUGCCAAGUGGAACUUUUUCUCUCUCUGUUUACAUUUUAUUCUCUUUGGCAAUUCAUCCAUUGCAACUCUUUCAUUUAGCUCACCAGACCAGACGCACUCUUGUUUAGUUUUUACCCCAAGGAACUAUUACAUAGUUUUUCCCCCUCCCUUUUAAGGUUUUUGAAAUGACGAGCCAAAGUACUGAGAGAAGUAGGCCUAUAGGGACUCUGGCGUUGCUGCGUUCCGCGUUGCUGUUGGGUCUUCUUCACAUUGGUGCACCAGAGGCGAGGAGGCUACGGGGCAGCCGCGCGCAACACCGGAGAGCCUCGGCCAUGCCGUCCCCACCGUUAACAUACAGGGACCGGGUAGUAGAGGGGACCGGAGCCGGCGAGAGCUUCCCGUUAGACUUCACCGCCGUCGAGGGGAACAUGGACAACUUCAUGACCCAAAUUAAAAACCUGGCGCAGUCGCUGUACCCGUGCUCCGCGCAGAAGCUGGACCAGGACAUGAGGCUGCACUUCUUGGACAAUUCCUCUGCGACGUGUAACGAUGGAUCCCCAGCUGGGUACUACAUCAAGGAAUCUAAAGGCAGCAAGAGAUGGCUGAUAUUCUUGGAGGGUGGAUGGUACUGUUUCAACAGACAGACUUGUGACACCAGGUACCAGACAAUGAGGAGAUUCAUGAGCUCCCUCAAGUGGCCACGCACCAGAACAGGUACAGGUAUUCUGUCUCCUCAGCCAGAGGAGAACCCCUAUUGGUGGAAUGCCAACAUGGUGUUCAUCCCAUACUGCUCUAGUGAUGCCUGGAGUGGAGCCUCAGCAAAGACUGACCAAAGUGACUAUGCGUUCAUGGGCUCAGUGAUCAUUAUGGAGGUAGUUAAUGAGCUGCUUACUAAAGGACUGGACAGCGCUAAGAUCCUGCUACUGGCUGGGAGCAGUGCGGGGGGUACAGGUGUACUACUGAACGUGGACCGUGUGGCGGAGCACCUGGAGUCCCGGGGACACGGGGAGAUUCAGGUCCGGGGUCUGGCUGACUCUGGCUGGUUCCUGGAUAACAAGCAGUACAGAUCUACAGACUGUCACAGCACCAUCAGCUGUGACCCUACUGAGGCUAUCAGGAGAGGAAUCAGGUACUGGGGUAGUGUGGUGCCAGAGAGCUGCAGACAGACUCACAUAGGAGAGGAGUGGAACUGCUUCUUCGGAUAUAAAGUCUACCCCACGCUCAAGAGUCCAGUGUUUGUGGUCCAGUGGUUAUUUGAUGAGGCCCAGUUAACAGUAGAUAACAUCCACCUGACUGGUCAUCCGGUCCACGAGGGACAAUGGAGAUACAUACAGAAUUUGGGCAACGAGCUGAGGAACACACUCAAAGACGUCCCGGCCCUGUUUGCUCCAGCCUGCCUAUCCCAUGAGGUCAUCACCAGGAAUUACUGGAUGGACAUCCAAGUCAAAGGAACCUCCCUCCCCAGAGCCCUACACUGCUGGGACCGUGGUCUCCACGACAACAACCUCCACCAAAGAUCCUCCAACAACAACACCCAUAGCAACAAUCCUAACCCCACCCCCAACAAGGCUCUGCCCCCAGCUUCGCCUCCAAGGGGCUGUCCUCUGCGUCUGAUUGACAGCUGCCCCUGGCCUCACUGUAAUCCCACCUGUCCCACUAUAAGGGAUCAGACCACCGGACAGGAAAUGAGCGUGAUCCAGUUCCUGAAACACAUGGGGUUUGAUGUUGCCAAGAUGGCCCAGCAACAGGGCAUGGACGCAGGGAAACUGCUGGGGAUGCUGAAUAACGGGAACUGAGCAGGGAGAGACUCACACAGGUAGCUGCAAGGAAACGCACAUACACACACACUCUGACACAGCAGGGCAUGGACCAAAGAACGCUUUGGUGGAGAUGAACGGAACUCAAUGCAACAACAGAAUAGAAACAGAACUGAACUCUAAGCAACAGGACUGAACGAAACUGAGCAAACCCCAAAAGCAACAGAACUGAGCAGAAAAAGUUGCUGUGCUAAACUGAACUGGACUCAAUGGAUCUGAAUUCAGAACUUUGACUUGGUGCAACUCAAAACACCUCAACUCUGAACGCAGCUUGAAUACUGUCUGCAACGGGACAAAACUCGACUUAACUCAACUGGAUAAUAACUCAUUUUUAGUUAUUAGAACACAACAACGGAACUGCUAAGUUUGAGUUCAAACAACUGAACAAUGCUUUACUCAACAAUGCUGAACUCAACUCAACCAAACCUGAACAGAACUAAACUAUACUGAAAUAAUUAUUCGGGUGUGAAAAGACAUACAUAAAUGGAACGUCAUCUGUUUUAAGGAUACUAUCCCAAAUGGCAUUAGAUUCCCCCAUAGGGCUCUGGUCAAAACUAGUGCACUAUAUUGUGAAUAGAGUGCCAUUUGGAACACAAUCUGUUCGUUUUAAAGUAAAUAAGACAACGGACUUGUGGAUUUUGAAAAUAUAUAUAUGCAUAGAUGUAGAAGUUGUGUAUGUAUAUGAAGUGGAAUCCUCAGACUGUAAUGACUUGAUAGACUUCAAUUAUAAUUUUGAUCAAUGCUACAGAAGAUACAGAAUCAAGCUUCUGAUAUGGAAGGCACUGGAUUAUAGCGAGCCCCUCAUAGGCUACGUUUACACGGGCAGCCUAAUUCUGAUCUAUUUCCACUAAUUGGUCUUCUAACCAAUCAGAUCAGGGUCUUUUACCAAUAAUUGGGCAAAAUACCAGAAUUGGGCUGCCUGUGUAAACACAGCCAUAGUAACAGGGUUCACUAGAACUGAUUGAUUAGAAUUGUCUCUAACGACCACAUAGCCUACUGCCACAUCUGAACUCACCAGCAGAGAUGGAUGGAGACUGCCACACCUAAACAUAGGCUACUAACAGAGUGAGAGAUGGAUGGAGACUGCCACACCUAAACAUAGGCUACUAACAGAGUGAGAGAUGGAUGGAGACUGCCACACCUAAACAUAGGCUACUAACAGAGUGAGAGAUGGAUGGAGACUGCCACACCUAAACAUAGGCUACUAACAGAGUGAGAGAUGGAUGGAGACUGCCACACCUAAACAUAGGCUACUAACAGAGUGAGAGAUGGAUGGCUGAUACAGUAUGUGGGGAAUGUCUGGAUGGAUGGCUGAUACAGUAUGUGGGGAAUGUCUGGAUGGAUGGCUGAUACAGUAUGUGGGGAAUGUCUGGAUGGAUGUCUGAUACAGUAUGUGGGGAAUGUCUGGAUGGAUGGCUGAUACAGUAUGUGGGGAAUGUCUGGAAGGAUGUCUGAUACAGUAUGUGGGCAAUGGGAGAGAUGUCUGGAUGGAUGGCUGAUACAGUAUGUGGGGAAUGUCUGGAUGGAUGGCUGAUACAGUAUGUGGGGAAUGGGAGAGCUGUCUGGAUGGAUGUCUGAUACAGUAUGUGGGGAAUGGGAGAGCUGUCUGGAUGGAUGUCUGAUACAGUAUGUGGGGAAUGGGAGAGCUGUCUGGAUGGAUGUCUGAUACAGUAUGUGGGGAAUGGGAGAGCUGUCUGGAUGGAUGUCUGAUACAGUAUGUGGGGAAUGUCUGGAUGGAUGGCUGAUACAGUAUGUGGGGAAUGGGAGAGCUGUCUGGAUGGAUGGCUGAUACAGUAUGUGGGGAAUGGGAGAGCUGUCUGGAUGGAUGGUUGAUACAGUAUGUGGGGAAUGUCUGGAUGGAUGGCUGAUACAGUAUGUGGGGAAUGGGAGAGCUGUCUGGAUGGAUGGUUGAUACAGUAUGUGGGGAAUGUCUGGAUGGAUGGCUGAUACAGUAUGUGGGGAAUGGGAGAGCUGUCUGGAUGGAUGUCUGAUACAGUAUGUGGGGAAUGGGAGAGCUGUCUGGAUGGAUGGCUGAUACAGUAUGUGGGGAAUGGGAGAGCUGUCUGGAUGGAUGGCUGAUACAGUAUGUGGGGAAUGGGAGAG